Linum trigynum is the source of this 3927-nucleotide messenger RNA. The record is from the annotation of a GenBank genome assembly. NCBI's taxonomy places the organism in Eukaryota, Viridiplantae, Streptophyta, Magnoliopsida, Malpighiales, Linaceae.
GGAUCCAACAUACAGUGAAAAUUCAAAUACAAUCAUAUAUCAUCAAUAUUCAAAUGUUCAACUUAGAAUUCAAAAUGUACCUUUAGGAGAAGGGAAAACAAAAAAAGACACAAUUUGCAAUCCAAAGGAAAAAAUGAUGUCGUGUAACCUCUAGCUCGUGACCUUGUUGCUGCCUGCUGGUAGUGGUGUGCAAGGGUUUGGUUUGAACCGGGCUAAACUCAACAGAAUUGCGGUCCAAUAGGGUAAUACAUUUUAGGAUCAAGGGUUCUUGUGAUCUUCCUCUCAUCUGGUCAUCACAUCCAUAACUGUCUCUGCACAUAAUAAAAUGUAGGAAAUUCCUACAAUACCUUGAAGUUAUUGUAACUUUAUGUUUUUGACCUGCUAUAACAGGUUUCACAAGUCGCAUUACGUAAAAUAAAAUAGGCAUUACGUAAUGGUUACGUAAUGUGUGUUUAUCUUACGUAAUAGUUGAAAAAUGUCAUUACGGAAACCUUACGUAAUUGACACUCAUUUUACAUAAUGAAUAUUAACCUUUCGUUACGUAAUCUGUUAAAUCAUUACAGAAGACGUACAUAACGCUUCUAAUUUAACUGUUACGUAAGAAAUAACUAUCGUUACGUAACCUUUACGUAAUAGAUGCAUACUUUACGUAACAGUUGUAAAGUGGCAUUACGGAAGCCAUACGUAAUGGAUGGUCCUUUUACGUAAUGAAUAUUAAUCAAGUUACGUAAUGUGGCAAGUCAUUACGGAAGUCUUACGUAACACUUCUAAUUGAACUGUUACGUAAGAAAUAACCUUCGUUACGUAACCUUUACGUAAUGAUCGUGUAUAUUAUGUAACAGUUGUAAAAUAUCAUUAAGGAAGCCUUAUGUAAUAGAUGAUGCUUUUACGUAAUGAAUAUUAACUUAGCGUUACGUAAAAUAAUAAGUCGUUACGAAAAACCUUCCGUAACGCUUCUAGUUUAACUGUUACGUAAAACUAACAAGCAUUACGUAAUUGUUACGUAAUAAACAUUACUAUAUGCGACCUAUAAAACUUGCUAUAGCAGGUCAAAAAUGGCAAGUUAUAGUAACUUCAAGGCAUGGUAGGAGGUCCCAUGCAUGCAAGUCUGGAUUUGAUCUUGGUAAGUCAGAAAUAAACUGGUUCCAAUUCCCAAGAACUCAAUUGUUGGAACAAGUCCAUCGGUCCAUGUAUGGUAGUUAUUCACUUUCUUACAUGGACCCUCAAACGAAAGCCAACUUAUUAGCUUGAAAUUUGUACAGACCAAGCAUACCAUAUGUUUUCAAAGACAACGAUUAAUAUUGGAGAUCACUAAAACUUAAACACAUGAUCUCAAUAAACUCUAAUACCAUAUCAUUAAUGCACUUCUGAUGCCAAUAGUUUAAGUUCUUGGGAGAUAUCUAUAUAAUCUUAUAUAACCACUUCAUUUCAGGUAGUUGAUCGUGGCCAACCGGUUAUUGAUCAGCAGCCUUGUUGAAGGCAAAACUUGUGGUUGCCAUUCAAGAAGGAAAAAUCGUGUGGUUCCAAAUAAAAUGACGUCCAAUCAAAAGGGCGAGAUGACGAUUCACCUAACUAUAAUAGCAUUCUAGAUCUCUUUGGGAAAGACAAAAAAAAACAUAACAAAACAAUAGCAUAGCCAAAUCGAAAGCAGCAGGCAGGAAUAGCAUUUACAUAUCUAUAUGGGUGAAGGAGGAAGCAGCAUCGGCUCCAUAAACAAAUGGUCUCUCGACGGAAUGACUGCUCUCGUCACCGGCGGGACCAAAGGGAUCGGAGCCGCCAUAGUGGAGGAAUUGGCAAAGCUAGGGGCGAGCGUUCACACUUGCUCCCGCAGCCAGGAGGAGCUCAAUCAACGCAUCAACGGCUGGAGAGAAAAGGGUUUCGACAAAAUCACUGGUUCCGUCUGCGACGUUUCCUCUCGAGCCCAACGGGAGAAGCUCAUGGACGCUGUCUCUUCUCUCUUCUCCGGCAGCCUUAACAUACUUGUGAACAAUGCUGCAAGAGGGCUUUAUAAGCCAACCACAGAAGUCACAGCAGAGGAGCUGUCGAGUGUGUGGGAAACCAAUUUCGAGUCCGGUUUCCAUUUGUGCCAGCUCGCACAUCCUCUCCUCAAAUCUUCUGGGUCCGGAAGCAUCGUGUUCAUUUCUUCCGUCGGCGGUUCGACAUCUUUGCCCUGCCUCUCAGCUUACAAUGCCUCCAAAGGAGCAAUCGACCAGCUGACGAGGAAUUUGGCAUGUGAAUGGGCCAAGGACAACAUACGGACCAACUCUGUCGCGCCGUGGUACACUAGGACUCCAAUGGUCAAAGAGGCUUUUGAAAAUGAAGCGUUUCUGGCAGCAGUGGUGAAUCGGACUCCCCUGCGUCGGAUCGCAGAGCCAGAGGAGGUGUCGCCAUUGGUGGCCUUCUUGUGCAUGCCGGCUGCCUGUUAUAUUACAGGUCAAGUCAUUUCUGUUGAUGGAGGACUCACAGUCAAUGGUUUUAGCAUGUGAACUACUUACUCCACCCCCUACUGUUAUCCACUUUUGCAUGCUUGUUAGAAGAAUGCUAGUGGCUGUCUGUUUGAUUUUACAGUACUUCUCAAUACCUUGUUGAAUCCACCAACUGAAUUUUCUGGUCUUGUUAAAUUUUUUGUUUUUGGUAAUCUACAAUUUCAUAUAUUUGGGGUAUUAGGAUUUUGCCACGAUCUUCCACCUUCUCGAAUUUUGUCAUAUAAAUUCUAUGUUUGGGAACAAUUUUAUGUAUCUACUAGAUGGGGAAUUACGAUGUAGGAUUUUGCCACAAUCCUCCACCUUCUCCAAUUUUGUCAUAUAAUUCUAUGUUUGGGAAGACUACAAAAAGAUAGAGAUUUUUAACCAUGACGGAUUUCGAAAACCUCCAACCGUGGGAUUUUGAAAUAGCCGACCCCAAAUAUUUCGAAAUCGCUCACCAUUACUUUUUUUUUCCAAUUUUCUUCUUUUUAAAUUUAAUAAAUCAAGACUUGGUCUAGUGGUAUUACCACUAGACUAGAACUUGAAGGUCUCAGGUUCAAAUUACUUAAGUAGUAUCUUAAUAAAAAAAAAAAUAAAAACAUAUAUCACCCUUAUAAAAAAAUAAACCAAACCAUUGCCCUUCACUUCUUCCAUCGUCUUAACCAACAUAGCCGCCUUCUUUCAGAAAAUUGAAGGGGAAGUUUGGCCAUCAAAAUAUCGACUGAACCUACAACCGUCGUAGUUCUGUUGCUGUUCCAGGGAUUUACUACUGACCUGCCAGAUACAGAAAAUUAGGUCUCAACAGUCCUCACUGACCAAAACCCACAACUAAGUCGGAGAUGUAGCCGUUGCUGUUGCAGAUAAAGGGCUUUUUUUGUUAAGAGACGAAGAACUAAUGAUCCAUGACGGGAAGGUGAGGAGACGUAAUGGAGGAAGAAGCUUGAUUUACUUUGUUUCUAGACAGGCUCAUUUUUUUUUUUUUGACAACAUAGACAGGCUCAUAUGUCGCUGACAAAAUGAGGAAUUUGGUAGAGGGGAGCGAAAUUUUGAGGGAGUUGAAACUUUUAGUCUAGGGAUUUGUAGCGGGUGGCGGGAUUCUGGUCGCGACACUCCCAUCUCCAGCCAUAAUAACCCCAACCAUCGGAAGCCAAUCGACCUAGAUUUCUGGCGAGAAAGAUGAAGAGGGUAUGGUGCGACAGAGCCGAAGGGAGGCAGUCUCACGUACUCGACCGCACGUAUGAGGAUGAUGAGUGUGCUUUCGCCCACAUCUUCUGUUGCUUAACCGGCUGGAAGCUCAUACAAACGGAAGGGAGAUUCUGUCUCGACAACCACCCUACCCAGAGACUGUCAACUUUCCCAACAACCCAUAAUGCCAACACUUUCAUCUUAAAGAAUUAGCUUUCACCCCUCCCUGGAUCCAUCUUUUUUCGAGGAGGAGGAACAAUAAGGCCUUUCUUACGCA